AUGGAAAAGCUCGACCAUAAUGACAUGACAAUUCGAGCCGGCCCAGGGAAGGAUCUGAAAAUUAUAAAGGAUACGGUGCACCUUAUUUUGGGGUUACCAAAUGCUGGUGGAGGAACUGCAUUGGGCAUCGAUGAAGCUGUUGCUGCCAACAAUUUAAGAGCUGAACUUGGUUUAUCGAAAGAAGAUUUUGGGGUUGCAGCUCUUCAAGAUCGUCUGAGGAAAGGCUGGGGAAUAACCAACCAUGAGGUUCUUUUAACUGAGGAGAUGGAUCGUUUCCACCAGAUGGACUGGUGCCAGCUGUAUUAUUUGGAUCAUCUUCAUGACUCAGCGGCACCUCAGAACAAACGUGGAACACCACAGAUCAAAUAUUUUGAUAGGAAUAUUAUUCAAGCACUGACAAGAGCUGACAAGGGCAAGAUACGCAAAGGAGAAGAACCAUUUGGACAUUGUUCGCACACAAUUCACAUCGAACUCCCGCUCAUCAGGGAUUUGAUAUCAAGCAAGCUGAAUCAGCUUCCAUCCCGCCACCGCCUGGGUUUCAUAGAGAAGUUGUCACAUUUUGAUACAGAGGUUGGUAAGGCGUGUUCAGUUAUUAAACAGACUCUUCAGCAGAUUGUUGAGAAACAAUACAACCUAUCUGAUGUUUUUGGCGAGUUAAUUGAUGAGGUCCUCCGUGCUGAGUCGGGGGACAAUGAAGAUGGUUAUGAUGUGCAGAAAACAACUUCAAAAUCAGAUGAUAUUCUUCCCCAGACAGCAAAAAGUUGCCCCGAUGAAGCUGAUAUUGAUCCUCUGGUUCAUACAAAUAUAACGAAACAGAACAAAACACCUACAACCCCAGUGGGUAAACAUGGUGACGGUGGCAAGAACAUGCCGACCAACACAAACGUCACUCCUAAAGCAACACCACAUAUGGAACCUGACGCGCCGAUAUUUGAUGCGACUCCACAAAUCAAGUCUACUGGCGGCGUCCAACAAGCGGCAGAAACAGACCUGCCCGACAGUGGUCCAUGCUUUGAUCAGACUCCAUCUGAACAUGUUUCUGUUGAAACCGAUCCAGCUACAAACACUCCACAGGUUGGCCAGGCUUCUCUUGAUUCGGAGAUGCAAACUGUGUUAGCUCUACGCGAAUAUUUGUGUGGUCUGCAAUCUGACACCAGCAGGACCAUAAUAGAUUAUGGUGAAUAUUCAGCGACAUGUUCUGAUAUAUAUGAAUCUUUUGCCGAUGGGAAGUGUCUCGACAAUGUAUUCAUGCAGUGUUUCAUCCAAUGUGUUUUUGAUGAUGCAAAAAAUCAGCAGACUUCCAUGAGUUCGAACAGUUUGAUUCUUGAUGUUAAUGUUGGGUCACUACUCAACUUUGAGGAACAGGAACGACACAGUCGCAACCCUCAACCUUUUGAUGAAUCUGUACUCCACACACUUCUAGACAAUUCAUUGCCUGAGACAGAUGAAUUGGACCAAUGCAGCGCGGGCAACACUAGUGAGAUACGGUCUCUUGCGCUGCAUUAUAUCACAUUCCACCCGAAGAACAAAGCAUUAUCGCUGCUCGAAGACAUCCAAAGAUUCAAGGUCUAA
Molecule: messenger RNA, 1572 nt
Organism: Zea mays
Lineage: Eukaryota; Viridiplantae; Streptophyta; Magnoliopsida; Poales; Poaceae
Exons: 11
Coding region: 1-1572 (523 amino acids)
Source: RefSeq, a predicted model, not a curated record